AUGAAGCUGAUACUUCUGUACCUGGCUGUGGUGCUCUGCACCGUUUGCAAAGCUGCAGUUCGCAGAAAGCAACUUGGCAUCCAUGGUGCCACAGUCACUGGAUUGAGAUUGUUGGCAUCUGGUAAAAACAUUCCGAAUGCCAAGAGUUCUGGUGAGAGCCAAAAUGACAAUGGAGGUAAAAGUAACUUGGAAAAUGAGCUUAAUUUUGGUAUUGGUGGCUCUACACAAAUGCAGUCUAGUUUAGAAACUUCUGGUGCACACAGUCUUCCAAGAAGUGGAACUUAUCUGAAUCCGAACAUUCUCCUCAAUGCUGCUAUGUCUGCACUUAGUGAAAUUAAAUCUCUGUCCAGCUUAGGAGGAAGUAUCCAGGCUGGUAUCAAAGUAGGAGCUAAAACCAGUGGACGUGGUGGCAGUGUGUCAGGAACCACAAGUGGAAACAUUCCACCAAAUGAACUCUCUACAGACUCAGGAAAUGGUCCACCAAUCAAGGGUCAAAAUGUAGCUGCUUCUGGAACACAGGAGCUGAAUGCAGACAGUAGCAGUUCACCUACAGGCUCUGCAACCUCCAGUGAAGGAGCUGACAAACAUAGUGACCAUUCAAGGAACCCUUUGAUGAACAUUUUGGAAAAAGUAUCAGAAAGUACAAGAGACACUGUCGCCUCAGCUGUCGAGAAGUUUGAAGACACAAUAAAAAGGUUAGAGGCCAUGUCCAAGAACCACGGACAGACAAGCACAAGUGCCAGUGUCUCAGGAACCUCAAGAGGAAGCAGUAGCUUGAAUGUACCUCCAUCAAAUAUAAUCCCCAAGGAAUCAAACGAUGAACCCAGAUCCCAGGGUCAAAAUGUAGCUGCUUCUGGAAAACUGGAGCUGAAUGCAGACAGUAGCAGUUCACCUACAGGCUCUGCAACCUCCAGUGAAGGAGCUGACAAACAUAGUGACCAUUCAAGGAACCCUUUGAUCAACAUUUUGGAAAAAGUAUCAGAAAGUACAAGAGACACUGUCGCCUCAGCUGUCGAGAAGUUUGAAGACACAAUAAAAAGGUUAGAGGCCAUGUCCAAGAACCACGGACAGACAAGCACAAGUGCCAGUGUCUCAGGAACCUCAAGAGGAAGCAGUAGCUUGAAUGUACCUCCAUCAAAUAUAAUCCCCAAGGAAUCAAACGAUGAACCCAGAUCCCAGGGUCAAAAUGUAGCUGCUUCUGGAAAACUGGAGCUGAAUGCACACAGUAGCAGUUCACCUACAGGCUCUGCAACCUCCAGUGAAGGAGGAACCUCAAGUGUAAGCAGUAGAAUGAAUGUGCCUCCAUCAAGUAGACUUCCCAUGGAGUCAAAUGAUGAUCCCACAGCCCAUAGUAAAGAUGUAGCUGCUUCUGGAACACAGGAGCUGGAUGCAAACAGUAGCAGUUCAUCUACAGGCUCUGCAACCUCCAGUGAAGGAGCUUGUAUACCUGUCAACCCUCAUGAAGAGGUUAUAACAGAUGUCCUGAAGAAUUUAGCAAGUCACAUUCAACAGACACACACUGAUGCCCAUCAUUCAUGUAGUCAAAUAUCAGAAUGUGAAAGAACUGCAAGUGGAAACAAUAUUCCACCAAAUGAACUCUCUACGGACUCAGGAAAUGGUUCACCAAUCAAGGGUCAAAAUGUAGCUGCUUCUGGAACACAGGAGCUGAAUGCAGACAGUAGCAGUUCACCUACCCACUCUGCCACCUCCAGUGAAGGAGGUGCCUCCAAUAAAGUAAGUGGGCUAAGCUCCUCAGCUGUAGUCUCUACAGAUUCAGGAGACCGUGGGAAUCAGGAUCAUAAACAAGUACCUGGGCUUACUGGACAUAAGGGGGAAGGAGAAUCUCUCGGGGCUGGAAGCUUGGAUAUUGGAAAUAAGAGCGGCUCAGGAAGCCAUAAUUUGUCUUCUGAGUAUGGAAGUAGUAUAAGAAGUAAAAAUUCAGCUGAUAAUGAUCCUGUCCAAAAUGAACCUACAGGCCAUGUUGUUAGUGGCAGCGUUACCUGUCCUACUGGGAACACCCUAUCUGGAUCUCCUUCUGUGGAUUAG
Messenger RNA from Apodemus sylvaticus (European woodmouse), 2046 nucleotides. RefSeq names its product submandibular gland protein C-like. The coding region runs from base 1 to 2046 and encodes 681 amino acids. The transcript has 16 exons. NCBI's taxonomy places the organism in Eukaryota, Metazoa, Chordata, Mammalia, Rodentia, Muridae. The record is from RefSeq and is a predicted model, not a curated record.